Molecule: messenger RNA, 1022 nt
Organism: Quercus lobata
Lineage: Eukaryota; Viridiplantae; Streptophyta; Magnoliopsida; Fagales; Fagaceae
Exons: 7
Coding region: 1-747 (248 amino acids)
Source: RefSeq, a predicted model, not a curated record
AUGGGUGGUGGAGCUGUAUCCGUCAGGGAAAGGAUGCUAGUAUCCCGUCGCAUUGGUCUGCUCGGAGCGUUGCUCUCCUGUGGAAACGAUAAUGUGCUACGUUUCCCACAGACGACACCAACUGAUGAUGCCGAAAAUAUCACCAAUAGGUCAUACCGCACUCGCAACUCAAAGCGAACCUGUACAACAAGAACAAUCGAAAGAAAGCCUUUUGAGAGCACCAGUGUGGUGCCGGCCCAAUACUCUCCGAAGGUCAAAGUUUACGCUCGCAGCUUCCUCUGCUUCCUUCACGCCAUUCCUCUGCUUCCUCUGCUUCUUUCCCACCGAACCUCCACCACCGUCCCACAAUCGCCGGAGAAGAAGAAAGAGUUCUCACCGUGCCCUCUGCUUCCUCCUCUGGGGUUGUGCCGUCCUUUUCUUGCCCAAACCUCCACCACACCACACAUCGGAGCUCACCGCCACAGAGUUCGCCGGAGCUGUGCGUGGAGCUUGGAAACAAACCGGAGCCGCCGUGAGCCACAAUCCAAAGGAGGUUCAACCUUAGCUGAUCUUCAGCAGGCUCUGGAAGAUUACUUGCCUGUUCUUUUAGGACUAGUUAAAGAUGGAAGCCAUCUACAAUACAAGGUACAAUUUGAAUGGGUAAAUCAGGAGGAUGACGCAGAGGAGACCGGCAUGUCUAAUGCUUGGUAUGAGGUGUUGUCAGUUUUGCACUUGAUGGCAAUGCUAUCACUAUCACAGGCCAACUAAUUACUUCUCCCAAGAACAUCUGCCGAUGGUUUCCAGCCAAAGGUAUCAUAAGGUGACUACUGAUCUAUUCCUAGCUCUACAAAAUCUAGAGAAAUGUCUUUGCCCCUUUUGGAACAUUGGUUGAAGACAUCCAGUGGAGAGCAUCACACUUCAGAAAAGUUUUUAGUUUUACAAAUUCUUUAUGUAAUCAAGAAGCUCAUGUAAUAGCAAAGGAAGCUCUCAAGAGAAAUUCUAAGGGAAUUUGGGUGGAGGAAUGCCCCCUUUCCUUCUUAAUU